AUGGUAUGUUCUUUCUGCCACUUGACAGUAACUUGUUCAUGUAUUUACUAGGCGGGAUAUCGAAAAUGUUUGGAUAUUUUUAGUUCUUUGUUACUUGGUUUGAAAGAACUUUUGUGUUAUCGAACUUUCUCGUCCAUGGUCUGCAUAAUGUCUAUGGUCUUCAUUAAUCUCUGUGGUCUACAGUACAGGGACUAACACCUAUAUAUUUAUAUAUUUUCUCGACUAACACCUAUAUAUUAUUCUUAAAUGUGCAUAUUCGCCGUACUUUUGAAAUAGCAGAAAACGAAGAAACGUAUGUUUUUUGGGGAAUGUUAUUUUUGGAUACAAAUAAUUUCUUGCUAAUAUGAAAGUGGUUCUGAUGUUACUGUGAGUAUAUCCACACCGGGCAAGCUGAAAAGUUGGCCCGACCACCGUGGGAAUUGAACCAACUGAGCUAUACGAGGUCAAGUCGGUUCGAGUGUGUGGUAUUUCGGAACUAAGUCUAGUACCUUUGAUACCAAUGUGUUCUUAUGAUCAUGAUAUUCGGGUUCGAUUCCCACCGUGGUCAGGCAAACUUUUCAGCCUGCCCGGUGUGGAUAUACACUCAGAGUAACAUCAAAAGCAUUAUGUUCACCUGAGUACAUAACAUCAAAACACACACCAAAAAUAUCAUAAUAUGAAGAUGUUGAAUUGAGUGCGUAAAUGAAUCGGGAUUGUGAGCAUCGACGUUCUAUAUGACUGAUUAUGCAAGGGUUUUGUAAAUGGAAAUUUUGGUUGUGAAUUUUAUACAUUAGCAGAAGUUGGGAAAAGUGCAACAUAUAGAGGGCCUACAUAUAGAUACAUUUUUCGCAACUGCUCCUGUCUAGGUCUAUCGUGUCAUUUUUGAUCAAUCAACCCUUGGCGCAACCCUUGAUUGUCAAUAUAACCAACCCCUGGAGGCUGUUAAUACCAUCAAGCUCCUGGGGAUAAAUUUGACCUCCGAUCUUAAGUGGACUACACACAUCAGGCACAUAUCCUCCAAAGCAAGCAAACGUCUGUACGCUUUAAGGAUAUUAAGAAGAAAUGGUGUCCAACCGAGUGAUCUUAGGACAGUAUAUUGUAGUUUUAUCAGACCUGUCUUGGAAUAUGCGUGUCCAGUCUGGCAUACCUUGUUACCAAAGUUCCUGACUGACGAAUUAGAGCACAUUCAGAGACGUGCGUUCAAAAUUAUUGUUCCCCACUUGUCCUAUACUCCGAAAGCCUCAAAGACCUAAAGUUGCCCACUCUCGAGAAGAGAAGGGAACAAAAACAAUUAUAGUGACACUUCGAGCAAAGUUUUUAAUCUAUUACCUGAACCUUUAGAUCGUCGGUGCAAUCUUAGACAUUCCCGAUCUAUCUCACUUUUUAAAACCCGAACUAUACGCUAUAAUGAUAGUCUUUUGCCAUAUUGCGUACGCAGAUGGAACUCUUUUUAACCUUUUAGGCUUCUAUAGAUUAAUAUAUCAUUUGUAAAUUAGCAAUCCUACGUUAUUGUAAAUAGUAUUACCACUGUAUCUAUAAUCUGUGUAUACGUAUUUUGUUCAACUAUUUUUAAACUAUGUAAACUUGUGUUUUUCAGUUCGAUUUUGAACUGCCAUUCAACUAUUUUUUAAUAAAUCUAAAUCUAAUCUAAUCUAAUAGAAUGUAUAAAAUUCACUCUUGAAAUCUACAUCUAUACAGAACCCUUGAAUUGAGUGGGCGUAUAAUCGGAAGUUGUCUAUAGUGUGCCCCUUUGGAAGCGGCUGUGUUUUUGCAAGCGGCUGUGUUUUAAAGUUGUUGUGUGUUAAAUGAUAAUUCGAAAUCCCCAAAACUUGAUAAAAUAGCCUCCCUCCCCCCUCUCUCCCCAAAAUAACCCGAAAAUGGCACUCAACACACUCUAGAUUUCAAAGAUUUACAGUACAUACAAUACUAACAAACCGUCACAAAUGCAAAACAAGGAAAGACUGGGUUAUUAUCGUUGUAAAAACCUCUGACUUUAUACAGAGGACUUGAUACAGGAUUGUACAAUAUGAAGCUGUCGAGUCUCAGUCUCGCGUGUUCGCGAUUUUGGAAAAAAAUCAGUGAUCUUCGACUGUCUUGCUCUGCGUUCCAACCCUGCAUGGUUCUAAUCAAUCGCUUUGAGCGUGGGAGAUAUUGCUCUUGAAAGGGAAUUUGCCGUGUCGGUGUUCACAGGCGUUUUGAACUAAUUUAAAAUUUUGUCUAAAUUUAGCGCGAGUGGCCGAAUUAACGGGAUGAAAUUAUAUAGGGUUAUACUGUUUAGGAUUUCAAAAUGUGGCCGUUGCGCCCGUUGGCCGUAUGAACGGGUGACCGCACUAACGGGGUAUUUUCUUAAGAAAAUGCAUGCCCGUUUUGCCCGGCAUUGAGAUGACUAGCCUUCCGAGAGAGACGUUUCUCUUUGUAUGAAAAUAUUGUCUGUUGUUUUUUUAGAUUCACAGUCUUCCAAAAGAUAUCAAAGAGGUAAUUUGUAAAAACAACCAAUAAAAGAAAAACACACAGUAAAAGUUUCAAAUAUAAUUCAUUGGAUUAAAGUAUAGAAAACAAACUCCGAAUUCCAUCAUGAAACUGAACAUUUAAGUCGAGCAAGAGGACACUAUGUUCAACAGUGAUAUUUCGAAUUUAUUGCAAAUUCGUCAUCAGACUAAUUUACAAAAGCUAAAGCUGGUUUUCCAUUAGGCGGAAUUUUGCGCGUGGAACGGAAUUCUUCUUUGUCUUUUCUAAUUAGUUCCACCUAAGAAAUCACGAGACAAAGAAAAAUUCCGCUCCGCGCCAAUGGAAAACCGGCUUUACGUAGGUCACAGAAUAAAGAUCCAUACAGAAGGGCCACUUACGUCGGAAGCUUUGAAGUUUCUGUCCUUGCGCAUGUCGCAUUACGCAUGUUGCCCGCCAUUUUCCUAGCCAGUCGAUGACAUUUUCUGACCAAUAAAUACGCUGUACUGGCUGGCUGCUCCGCCUUCUGGCCAGUAAACUGCAUAUUUUUGCAUUAAAAACGAGGACACGUUGCACCGCUGAGUGGCCCUUCUGUUACUGAUCUUUAUUCUGUGCCCAGGUCUAUAUAUGUGCAGGCGUGAUUACGUCGUAAACAGGAAGAAAGCGUUGGCGCGGAAGUGUUAGUGCAAUUAGCCAUUCUGAAGUUAAUUUUGAAGAGGACUGGGGACGAGUGUUAAAAAUGCCCAAAUUAAGAAAUGAACCAAAUCACUAAAAAGACCACCUCAAAAUUAGUAAUAAUACAAAGUUUGAAGACGUUUACAUGAAUACCCUUCGAAUAAUAAGCUUUCGAAAAUCGCGAUAUUUACUAUGAUAUGUACUGUAAUUUUUGUUUUUGCGGACGCGCGUCCCAAAAACAAUCUUUUUAAUCAGUAAUUUCACAAUUUUCGAAAGCUUAUUAUUCCAAGGGUAUUCAUGUAAAAGUCUUCAAACUUUGUAUGCUUACUAAUUUUGAGGUGGUCUUUUUAGUGAUGUGGUUCAUUUCUUAAUUUGGGCACUUUUUAACACUCGUCCCCAGUCCACUCAUCAACUUCGGAAUGGCUAAUUGAGAGUUUACACUUUUGUAGCGAUCUUUUUGGCGAAAGAAAAUUAGAUUAUUCAGUAAUCGUCUGUUUAAACUAUUUGAUAAAUGGCAUUCUAGGACUAUGUAUUUAAUUUGUUGUAACAUGUAUUCUGCCUUUUUCUUGUUGUAGUUAAAACAAUUAACGGAGUUGUUUGUUUAUGGUAAUAAGCUUGCAUCGCUUCCGACAGAAAUUGGAACUUUAAGCAAUCUAAACACAUUGGCUCUUAAUGAGAAUAGUUUGACAGCUUUGCCAGGUAAGGGCGGUUUGAAUUUUGUCUUCUAUUUAACCACGUUUUUGGGCUUGCUACUAGUUGUACGGCAUCAAGACAACAAGAGCAAUGUAACAGCAACAACAACAACAACAUCGAUAGCAACAUUAUAGCAACAACAACAACAACAACAACAACAACAACAACAGCAAUGUUACAACAACAGCAACAGCUGGCAACAUUACAGCAACAACAACAGCAGCUGUGAUAGCAACAACAACAACAACGUCGAUAGCAACGUUAUAGCAACAACAACAGCAAUGUUACAACAACAGCAACAGCUGGCAACAUUACAGCAACAACAACAGCAGCUGUGAUAGCAACAACAACAACAACAACAACAACAACAACAACAACAACAACAACAACAACAACAACAACAACGUCGAUAGCAACAUUAUAGCAACAACAACAGCAAUGUUACAACAACAGCAACAGCUGCCAACGUUACAGCAACAACAACAGCAAUUGUGAUAGCAACAACAACAACAACAAAACAACAAUAACAACAACAGUGGCAAGAAAAACAACAACAGCAACGAUAGUAACAUUACAAUUUUUCCUAAAGUAUUAAUUUGUCUCGUCAAUAAAAUCCAACUGUGAUAAAACCUCGAGUGUUUAUGUAUUUUUCAGACAACCUUAUCAACUUGUCCAACCUAAAAGUUCUGGACUUGCGACAUAAUAAACUAAAAGAGGUGUGUAGAGAAUGGAUUAGGCUCAGAUCAAACGAGUCUAUGAGAGUGCAUGAGAGUUGACAGUCACGCGAUCUUGGUUAGCUGUUCUUAAUGUUUUCCCAACACUAUCAUGUAUUCUGUUUAAGUUAAAACAUAGUUGGAACAGUUAUCAAACCUUUAUUUUGUUAAUCUAGAGCUUGAAGUGUCCCCCGUAACAAUGCGUGACUACCAAUUCGAGGGCUUAAAGUGCGACUAACCUGCACAAAUAUGAUAUUUUGUAUGUGUAUAAUUUAGGUCAUUCGAAGAAGUAAUGUAAUAUAUCUUUAUAAUAAAAAAUCCCAUCUUGAUCAACGUUCCCACCGUCAAAGUUUCCUGAUAUGAUGUCAUUAGGUGAAUGGACCUAUUCCUUAAUGAACAAAAUUUUGAUCUAGACAAGUCUAGACAGACAUUUCACCACAGCUUGAAAGAGCAUCACAAAAUUAGUAAUAUUCCAAAGUUUCGUUGCGAAAUGUUGUAAAAUGUGCAUAAUACAUACCUGUAGAUUUUAUUUUUGUGGAGGUAGCCAAUUUUUAAAUGGAGCUAGACUAUGCCACAUUCACGUACCCAGAGCCCGCCUUAUACACACGAUCAUCAACAGAGCAUGACAAGGACGCGGUGUACGAGAAUGGGUUUGCCUCAACAGUCAACUGCAGAUCAAAAUUUAGCCUCUGAACGAGAGCAAAAUGCCAAGUGUGUCAAUGUCCUGUUUAUGUGCAUAUUCUGGAUAUUUCAGUCUUAUUUAAUACAGCGGAAUAUAGAAGUGCAUUCUGAGAGUUCUUGCAGUUAUUCCAGUUAGUCAGUAACUCCUGGCUUAGAUAACAAGCUCCAAAUGAUUUUUGGAGUUAGCAACACAGCAAGUAACUUCAACCUUACAUGUAUGUACCUAGCGGCUAUAUGCUGACUCGCCUCGCUAUACACAUACUUUUUGGAGUUAGGCAGUAACUCGAGGCUUAAAUACCUUGUUUUUUCAUGAUUUUUGGAGUUAUAUGUAGCUCUAAAUGAUUAUUGGAGUAAGCCAGUAACUCCAGCCUUAGAUGCCUAGCUCCUAAAUGAUUUUUGCAGUUGUAUACUUAUAUAGCUCCAAAUCAUUUUUGGAGUUAGCCAGUAACUCCAGAAUUCAUAUUUCAACUCUUGAAUUACACAUUUACACAAGUUACUCAAGUGUAUAUUUUGGUUUGGAGUUAGCCCUUUAGAGCUUGGAGGUAGCGUCGCUCCAUAACUUCCUACUUUCUACAGGCAUGGCAUAAUAUAGCCCUUCGAAGUUUGCCGUUUUUCAGUCAUUUUGUAUUACGCGCGGGAAAUUGAUACCGCGUUCUGAAAAAAGGUAUCAAUUUCCCGUUCGUAAUACAAAAUGACUGAAAAACGGCAAAUUUCGCAGGGCUAUAUUAUCCGCAUUUUACAACAUUUUGCAACGAAACUUCGGAAUAUUACUAAUUUUGUGAUGCUCUUUCAAGCUGUGAUAAAAUUUUUGUCUACACUUGUUUAUAUCAAAAUUUUGUUCAUUAGGGAAUAGGUCCAUUGCAAAUUAGUUUUCCUUGUUUUUUUUUGUACCAAAAAUUCACCAAAUGACAUCAUAUACGGACACCUUGACCGUGAAAAAGUUGAUUAAGAUGAGAUUUUUUACUACAAAGAUAUAUUACAAUUCUUCUUAGAAUGACCCAAAUAAUACAAAUACCACAAAUUAUAUAUAUACUUGGGGUUAGUUGCACUUUAAGGAAUUAACUAAUUCUAUUGUGUUCGUGAAACUCGUUAAUGAUUCACGAAGAAAACACAAAAGAAAUCAUGAGCGUGAAGGAGUUUGUAUAUCUGAUACAAAAUCAUGCUGAUUUACAUAAACUUCAAAGGACAUUUGGCAAUUAAAAAUUAGUUUGUCUCAUUCAAAAGAAUUCUUAAAGUUACACAUUAAACUCUAUUACCGAUUUGUUAUAUCUUGCUUAGUUCUCGAAAUAUUUAGACUGAAAUUAAUAAGCUGUCCGCCAUCUUGGACUAAUUCUUGACCUCAUUAACUAUGGUUUUGAUCACGUCAGGAAUUGGGUUAACCAUAUAAAACUGCUCUAACAUGACCGAGUAACAAUCCAAAUUUUUUUGAAAUCAUUUAUAAAUUUCAGACAGCAAUCAGAAACGAAGUUUUGGAUCAUCGACCUUAUUAAUGGGUCAGGCUAAUUACUCUCAAGAUAAAAAAAUUAGCGUGACUCCUUUCGUGACGUAACAUGCAUAUCCUCAAUAAUCCAAGAUGGCGAACAGCUCACUUUUUUCAGUCGAAAUAUUUUGAAAACUAAGCAAGAUAUAAACAAUCUGUAAUAAAGUUUAAUAUAUAGUUUUAAGAGUUCUUUCAGAUUUUUUAUUGUCAAUGUCAUUUAAGUUAAUUUUCUCACCAAAUACAUAUAAAGCAUUCGUAUCCGUGUUGUAUCAUACAUACAACUUCUCGCCAAGUUUGUAUAUCUGAUACAACACGCGGCCGCUCAUUCUUUAUCUAUUACAUAAAAUGUGAAGUCUAUUCUUAGCUAAAUCUUGUCAUUUUCAGUUCAGAAAUAAUAUUCUUUCCUUAUUUUAAUAAGCAUGCUAUCUCGAUCAAAGGCCUUUUCCGUUACGGUAUAGCUUUAAUUCCCCGCGCAGAACAAGCGAACAUGCUUGACUAUACGCCUUGUAGGUUCCCAUGUUCACUGCCGUUCGGUUGCUUUGGGGCUUACAGACACAGCCAUGAAAUAUAUCAAUCUUUUUCGUAGAUUCCAAGUGUGGUGUACGAACUCACGUCAUUGAUAGUUCUUUAUCUUCGCUUUAAUCGCAUUACGUAUGUCGAUCCAGCGAUCUCAAAUUUACGGGUGAGUGACAGUUUAGAGUAAAGUUUAGAAUGAAACAACAAGGUCUUUUGGCAUCAUUGCCAUUAAAUCCUGGUUUCCAUAUGGUCGUAAAGAUUGAGUCACGAUCUUUCUCAUCAGCCGAAAUACAACAGUUUAGAACUGAAAAUACACGGAGUGAUUAUAACUAGAAAAUACUUAUGAUUUAUAUGUGAUGUUUGUGAUGUUACUCUGAGUGUGUAUUCACACCGGGCAAGCUUGAAUCGAAACUACGACCUUUGGAAUACUAGCCCAAUGCUCUGCCAACUGAGCUACGCGGUCAGGUCGGUUCGAGUAUGUGAUAAUUUCGGAACAGAAUCUAGUUCAUUCGAUAUCAGUGCAAUCUAGUAGUCAUGAUUUUUUCUGUGUUGGGCUAGUAUUCCAAAGGUCGUAGGUUCGAUUCCCACCGUGGCCAGGCAUAUUUUUCAAGCUUGCCCGGUGUGGAUAUACACUCAGAGUAACAUCACAAGCAUCGUAUUCACCUGAAUACAUAACACCAACACAGAAAAAAUCAUGAUUUAUAUGAGGUUUACAGUCAUAAACUAUUAUAAACUGGACCAUUACGACCAUAUGGAACAUAGUGUGUCGUGAAGUGUUUGUUGUGAAUGAUUUUUAUGCUUGUUUCGAUAUGGUUGUAACUGUCGUGACACUGUCGCAAGUUAAUUUCGUACCCAGGGAUCGUACAAGCAGCUGGCGGCUGUUUUGUUAAAUCAAAGAAAAAAAACACGGUGCCUCCAAAUUAAUGGGAGCUUUGCCCCUCCCUGAUUGUCGCAAAACUGUUGCCACGCUGUCAUUUUUCUGUUUCCAUUAAAACAUAAACGUCACGACACGUUUUUAGCCUGUUGCAACUGUCGUCGAGAUAAAACUCGAGUCUAUCUCGACGACACUGUUGUAUCUGUCGUGAACUGUUGUCAGCGUGUCGCGACAAGACUUUCUUCAUGUUUCCAUUUGGUCGCGAACACCACUCUGACGACAGUUACAACACGUUCGCGACAGUUACGACCAUAUGGAAACCAGACUUAAGAGCUACAUCAUAUAUGGAUUAUGGGCACAAGUCGUAAGCGUGCAAAUCAAUUAGUAUAGGUAAUAGCAUAGUUUCGAGUGCAAUUUGGAUAAAACAUGCACGUUUGCGGUCUUUGAAAAACUUACGAGUGUUUGUUUUAUCCAAAUUUCACGAGAAACAAUCCUAUUACGUAUUAAUAAUAUACAUUAAAAUGUUCGAGACAAUUGUAGUUGUAUAUAACAAGGUUGUUGUCAAGCCGAUCUCAUGAUCAUGUGUUCGCACUGCUUGUUCCCAGUUGUUGUGACAAGUCUGAAACAAGUUGUUAUCACCUUGUUACAAGGUUGAUGACGGUAACAGACUUGCUACAAAUUGUUUCAACAAGACUAAUACAGGCUGUGUUCGUAACGGGUUGCUACGAGCUUGUUGUCAUCGAUUUGUUAACAACUUGUCACGUGCAGACGAUAUCAGACUUGUUGGAACAACUUGUUGCGAGUCUGUUGGCCUUAUCAACCUUGUUACAAGAUGAUAACAACUUUAUUAUUAUUAUUAUUAUUAUUAUUAAAUUGAAACCACAUUGCAGCCAGAAGCUGAAUUGCGUGGAUUACAUAUUAUCACAUGCACUACAUAUAAAUAUAUUAUUAAUACAAUAUUAUAAAACCCACCCACGAUCAAAAUUCGAUUAAAAUAAGCAUAAAAACUAUCCUACAAACUUCCUACACAUAGCAGGGAUGAAAGAGUUAUAAAAACGGUUCGUGCGUGUAACGUACAUAUUAAAAUACCGAUUCGUCCUGAAAGAAUAAUCAGUCUCGUUCUUCGGGGGCAGCAGAUGAUGAAGUUUAUGCAUUGGAUCCUUGAUGAUACUCGUAAAGAGUUUGUCACACAUGUCCUCUCUUCUUUGAAAUAGAGUAGGCAGUCUAUAAUACUCAAGGGCCUCACAAUAUGUUUGUAUUGUUCCAGACUUGUCAACAACUGGGAACAAGCAGUGCGAACACAUCUUCUUGACAAGCUGUGAAAUUUUUACGCUUGCAUAGGGCGCGAAAUAACGGCCAACUCAAUUUUAGCUCGGACAUACCAAAUUUCUGGCCAGUCAAAUUAUUCAGCUUAAAGCAAAGUCUAGUAAAGUAUACCCCUAAAAAUGUGAGUAAUGUGACUAUUUUCCCAGUAUAGCAUUACAAAAAGCCUUACUGUAAUCAGUAGCCUAAUUAAAAACUCCUUCACAUAAAACAGCUUGCACUGCGCUAAGCCAAAAGCAUGGCCUUAACUCUUAAGCCAAAAGCAUGAGGUCCAUGCGCUUUGUGACGCACUGCGUGGGAAAGCUGCAGUACAUUGAAGUUCUUUUUCCGCAAAACAUUCGACAACAUGUUAUGGUUCUUAUUAUAAUACUUGACAACUUUGUUUUGAUUAUUAAUUCAAUUUGUUCUUUUACCGAAAGUGGCCGAUCAAAAUGACCGGCAAGGUAACAAUUUGACCGGACAACUCCGCAUUCUGACCGGACAUUGUCCGUUGACUGGCCUUUAUUUCACGCCGUGUUACAUGCUGGUAUAUACACUCUUUUGAUUUUAUAAGAAUCUUGUUUGUAACAAUACCGAGGCCAAACUCGGCAAAAAAAUGAAGACUAUUCUAAGAAUACACGCAAGGAUGAGCUUUUACAUUAUCGUUGACAUCAACCGUGAAGCAUAUUCUUCAGCAUCUUCAUUGCUUCGACGCGCAUUAACGGCCUUUUCCAAAAAAACACCACAGAAUUUAAGACUCGAAUUUAAAGCAAUAACUGUCAUGGACCACGAGUAAGCCACUCUUAGAUUCAUUUUGUCAUUCUUGUAAACACUAUAGCACAGUAAACCAGGUAUGUAGCAGAGAUAACUCAGAAAGACCACAAGCGCGCAGGAUUUAGCCAAUUUAACUUCUUGCAACGAUUUUCUCCGCUUUUCAAAUUCUGCCGAGUUUUGUUUCAUCGUAAUUGAGAUAUCAGCAGUUCGGUUACCAGAAUAUAUACUCCUUGCUGUAAGGAAUAUUUUGACAUAAGCAAAGGUAUUGAGAACCAGAAUAGUUCCAACAAAUAAAAUAAUGGCAGUGCUGUGAAUAAACUCGGAUGGAAAUUUUGCAAAGUUGAAUACAAACACUGGCAAUGUUAGCAAGCCGUUGCAUAUGAGAACCUUUCGUUUUGUCAACUGGACUCGAUGUGCAAUCGGAUGUAGAAUACUCAAGUAUCUUUCAACUGUUAACAGGAAUAGAUUCAAAAAUGAUACUCCAGUUAUGACUUGGAAUAUUUUCUCGCAGGAAUAAAACAAAACACAAUUUGCAAAGCCCAGAACUUCGCCAGCUCGGGCCAAGCUAUAGAAUGGAAGCGAAAUGGCACCUACCGCAAAAUCGAUCGUAGAUUGAACCAGAAUUAAGAAAUAGCUCGCUUUUUCUCUCAGCUGGGAACUCCGUACGAUUGUCAGAAUCGAAACGCCAUUUAGUAAUACAGUAGGGAUCAUUAAAACACAAUUUGCGAUGCAGAAAAUAAUUUGGUUGAUUAUAAAUGUUUCCGAGGGAAAACGUAGGAUAAUAUAUAUACUUCCGCCAAAUUUCGGACAUGCUUGCAAAAGAGUAGUGUUGUUAUAGAUGGCCGCCAUUUCGAUUCGCUUUUCGUCGUUAAAUACACCGUUACAUAAACAAAUCGAUAACUUUGGAUUCGCGGCCGCGCAUGUACAAACGACGCUUUCUGUUGGGAUAUGAUUUAAGUUUAAUCAUUAUGUGCACAUGAGAUUGGAAGACUUAAUGUAUUAACAUAGAUAAUUAAGACGGCGAUGAAGUGUUAUUUACACAGGUUUUAUAUACCGAUCUAUUAUGCAAAGUAGUGUCCUAUUUUACAUGGCAACGUGCUAGAAUAUUUACACUGAAUUAGUAUAAUUAAAACGUCGGGUUGGUAUAGGGUUACAACUAUACCUGACAGAUAUACUUAUGAGAAUUUCGAUGUUUUGAGCGAAGGGCCUCCGUUCAUAAUAAAAACUUAUUGAAUAUCUAGUUUAAAAUCUAUUGAAAGCCAUUCUAUUAAGAAUUAAGGUGUUCAUGCAUCAGUUUUGCAUUGCGCACUUUUACUGCGCAUGUCUAAUAACAAAUUCUAGCUAAUAUAUGUAGUCGAACUACAAUGUAAAGUGAUAAAGAAAAAGGGCAGAACGAAAAACACUUUGCAUUGAUUAUGGGCGUGUUUCAGGAAAUAUACCUUCAAAAAUGACGGAACUCUGGCUAGGGCUCCACAUCAUGUUGCAUGUUUAACCCUUGUAUCUCUUUAAGAAGGUCCGUGACCCUACUUUUUAUUUUACAUUUUUGUUCUUCUAGACGUUUUACAUGCCAUACCAGAAAAUAAGAGAAAAAUCAUUUCUACAACUUAUAAUAUUUCACAUUUUUCGCGCAUGCUUCCCAAAAUAACAUGUCUGAGAAAAUGGGAAAGACAUCUUUGCAUCACGACAAUGCACGUCAAUGGUUUUUCUUUCGCUAAAAUACCAUCUUUUCUUGUAUAUAAUCACUAGAUAGACAUUUUUAGUAGGAUCCUUGUUAAAAAAUUUAAUAACGGUUGAGCAAUUGCGAUUGUUCCUGCAACUCGUAAAAGGGUCAAGAUGGCGCCAUAUGGAGAAAAAGGUGGCAUAUUGCACUUGUCAUAUCUUCGAAACGAGUUCGGUGACACCAAGUUUUUUUCUGUUUUUACUAUGAGCAUAUCAUAAACUUCACCCCUGGGAAGUUUCAGCAAAUUCUCAUUUCAGAACAAUUACUGAUGAAUCGCCUUCAAAAAACAAACAGUUCAUGUUCUUUCGUCCGAUAUUUGGAAAUCAGUUCGUCUCAGGAGAUUGUCCUUCGAAGAAUAGCUAGCUUUCUGUGAGGCGUAGUGCACAUUUGUCAACUAGAUCCAUUUUUAUAAGCUUUGCUUGUGGCCGGAGUGACGAUCAACCUUCAUGUGUUCAUGUGAGUCUACUAUACUAUAGGUUAAAACAUGGCUCGAAUUUUAUCGCGGCAAUUGCCGUAGAGGGAGAACAAAAUGCCGUGGAUCAUUGCGGCAACGACGGCAAUUUUUUGCCGUAUAGUGCAAUUUUUAUACUAUUCACUGUGCAUUACUACUUUGAUACUUGAAUUCAGAUGUUGAUCAAAUCAUGCGUAAAUCACAAUUUCAGUCUCAAUUUUCUUCGAAAAAAAAAACACUAAAGAAAUACGUAGACAUGUUUCUAGCUUGUCAAGAAUCCGGAGUAACAAUAAAAUUAAAGUUUUAUUUAUUACAGUAAUUUGAAAAAUGCCGUGGAAAUUGCCAAAAUUGCCGUAGACAGCUGUUACGUUCUACGGCAAUUUUAACGCCAUUGCCGUCGAUUGAUUUCAGGGAAAUUCGAGGCCUGGGUCAAAAUCAGCACAAUAUGUCCAUCCUGAUCAGGUGGGAGAAAGCCUUCGUGUGGAAAAUUUUAUCCUACUUGACUGAGAUGCCACCUAGCACCGAAGAUGAGAUCUCACCUAGCCGAGCUGACUCGUUUCUCAUAUGAACACAAAUUGGAUUUUAUGUGUGUUAACAAACGGCAUGCUGAAUUUCUAGCCGGAAAUCUGUUUUUUAAAUGAAUUCAGUGCAAUAAGACAACUGUCUGCACAAAGUUUAAUAUAUUCUGAUAUUUUAAUUUAAACGUUGGCGUAGCGUUUGUUUUACAAAUUAUCAUGUAUGUUUAUAUUGCAAUUUUAAUGUUCAUCCAUUAUUUUGGCAAACGUUGAUCUUUUAGUCUUUAUUAAAGUUAAAUCUUGCAUUAUUUAAAUGAAGCCCAGUCUUAUUUGCAGAAAAAUACCUUAGUAAUGUCACUAUGUAUCGUCCAUCGUCUACACACAAUAGGCAAUUCCAGCUUUUAAUUUAUGCGCGCAGGAGGUGACGGGUAGUAAGGUAUCAUAUUGCCGAUUAUGCUGAAAAAUUUCAAUAAAAACUGCCGAAACAACCGAUCUAUUUCAAUAUUUACAAGUAUAAGCUAUCACUCCGUGUUUACACGGCCGCCAUUUUUAUUUUUUUAGUAUAAUCAACAAUAUGCAUAUGAUAGCUUACUUCCCAUCCCUCCUUGCACACAUAAAUUAAAAGCUGGAAUUGCUUGUUAGACAUCUGAUUUUAACCCCCCCCCCCCUAUUCUCCCCCCCCCACCGCAACUCACUGUACCCCGAAAACUUUUGUAUCAAUCGCCAUACAUACCGUUUAAGAAAUUGUUCAUGUUUUUAUUUUGUUAGCUGAUCACAAAGUUGAGUCUUCGUGAGAAUAAAAUUCGAGAAAUACCUUGUGAAAUAGGUAAAGUAUAUUUAUUAAUUGAAGGGUAUUGUAGAUGGAAAUUAUCGAGCGGAAAUUUAUAUAUUUAUUACACCUAACCAGGAACAGCUGCGAAAAAUGAAACUUUAGCGCUCUAACCAACUGAGCUACAGAGGCCAGUGGUCGAGCUCUAACCACAAGUUCAUGUAUAUACUAGAGUACUGCCAUGUUAGGUUAUGGGCAAGCGCUGAAAAUAAGUUUCCAAAGGUGCUUGGCAAACGGUGUCAGGUACCAAAUGUUUGGUGUCUGACACUGGACAUUUUGUGCCUGACAAAAAAUAUUAAUGCAAUAGAGCAAAUAUAGUUUUUCGUGGUCCUUGAAAUAAAAGAAGCCAAUACAACGAAAAGCUUAGUAACAACAGUCAUAGCCUAUCGAAGGGAAGAUGGCUGUGAAACUCAUCAGAAUAACAAUAUAACUCAUUAUCUAUGUUAGUCAACGUUUAUUCAUAAAUCUGGUCCUUCACCGUCACCUGUGUAUUGUAUUUUUACCAAAUCCACCAAUAGCGAUUUCCAGUUUCCCUAUUGUUCAAGUCACGGAUAGAUGACUUUCCUAAAACAUUGCUAUUGGUUAGUUGGGCAAGAAUACAAUAUCGACACGUGACGGCGAAGGACCAGAUUUAUGAAUAAACGUUGACCAACAUAGAUAAUGAGUUAUAUUGUUAUUCUAAUGAGUUUCACAGCCAUCUUCCCUCCGAUAAGCUAUGCAACAGUUAAGUACUAUUUAAAGCACGCGUAGGAGUGUUUUAUCUGAUAAAACACGACUAUACAAGUGCUUUAAAUGGCUUAAAAAACGACUCAUCUUAUAUGAGUUCAUUGGUGAAGUAAUUUUUAAAAUAAACUUUGUCUAAACCGAGAAAAUCAAAGCUAAAGUUUAUGUAAAUUAACAUGAUUUUUUAUCACAUAUGAAGAUACGACACGCUUAUGAUUUUUCUUUGUGUUUUCCUCCUGAAUUAUUAAUGAGUUUUUUAAGCCACUAUAGUCAAUUAUAUCAUACGGAAUCGAACAAUCAUAACAUUUCCACAGGCAUAUUGUCUGAAUUUCAUAAUUUGGACAUACACAUCUGUUUGUCUGCACAGGGCCGCCGAGAGGAGGGCAGGGGGGGGGGGACAAAUUACCCCGGGACCCCACCUUAAUAGGGCCCCAACUUGAGAGCGAGAGCCUAAAAUUGAGUAGGCUUUUUAAAUUGGUCAGAGAAUUUUUGAAAUUGAGGGCCCCUUACAGUGCCUCCACAUGCAAUCUAGUUAAGGUCUAGUUGGGUCUAGCUUAAAAAUAAUGAUAUCAUGGGGCCCCCAGGGACGAUUUGCCCCGGAUCCCGCGAAUUCUCUCGGCAGCCUUGUGUCUGUAUAACAUCAACUUAAACUUUAAUAAAAUGUUUUUGUCAUUUAUAUGUGGUAUUUUUCUCUUUUUUUAAGGUUAUCUUAUUCACCUGGUGACUUUAGAUGUGUCGCAUAAUCAAUUGGAACUUAUACCUCAAGGUAGUACAUGGCUUUUAAAAUAAUAUCCUGAAAAAAGGAGAAUUUUAACGUUUCGAGCGAAGGCUUGUUUAGUACUUGAAAUAUCAACUCUGCUCUCCUUCCUCCACUCUAAGAUUGGAAAAAAUAGCCUGGUUAUUUUCGAAAGCGACGUACUAUUUCGUAAAAGCGAUUUAGUUAUUUGCCAUCCAAGAUCUUGAAGUUACUUUGUUGAAGAAUAAAAGUGGUGGUACAUUGUAAUGGACCUAUUCCCUAAUGAACAGAUUUUUGAUCUAGACAAGUCUAGACAAAAAGUUCAUCACAGCUUCAAAGAGCAUCGCAAAAUUAGUAAUAUUCCGAAGUUUCGUUGCGACAUGUUGUAAAAUGCGGAUAAUAUAUAGCCCUGCGAAGUUUGCCGUUUUUCAGUCAUUUUGUAUUACGCACGGGAAAUUGAUACCUUCUUUCACUAGUCGGUAUCAAUUUCCCGUUUGUAAUACAAAAUGACUGAAAAACGGCAAACUUCGCAGGGCUAUAUUAUCCGCAUUUUACAACAUUUCGCAACGAAACUUGGGAAUAUUUCUAAUUUUGUGAUGCUCUUUCAAGCUGUGAUGAAAUUUUGGUUUAGAUCAAAAUUUUGUUCAUUAGGGAAUAGGUCCAUUGUACUGUAUUGUAAUAUCUAAUCAAUAUACAUGACCGCUCCCCACAACCUACUUUAUCAACACAAGCUGCUGCUCAGGAUAAUUCCGAAAGCCGUGGGUAUGAUCAUAGUACUCUUUACGGCCUUGUUUACAUGAUCUCGGUUUGCCAGAAAGCUCCUUACAACUUGAGUUGUACUGUGUAAAUCAAGCAUACAACUCACCUAUGACCAUAGAGAUUAUAAAUAACACUAGAGGAGGCAUCGAUGUUAAAAAUUGGUAACGCAGCUAAUGGGGGGCAAAUUCAAGUCCCGGAUAUAAAAUCGUGCUCUCAUUGGCUGAUUUGAAACUCGUCACCAAUGGGAACGUGAAUACACAUCCGGGACUUGAAUUUGCCCCCAAUAGCUGCGUUCCCUUUUUUUAACUGAAUUAAGAUUACAAUGCCUCCUCUAGUGUUAUUUAUAAUCUCUAUGCCUGCGACAACGUAAGCAAGCCGUGUGCUUGAUUUACACAGUACAACACUCAAGUUGUAAGCAGGUUACGUGCGACAGUUUUAGGCAAAAGUUGUGUAGUGUAAAAUGUAAAUCGGCCUUCAGUUUCCAUGGGAAAGUGAUCAACGUUUCCAUAAAAGUUGUUUUAACGCUGUUGUUCCUUGUGUAGAGAUUGGAAACUGUGUAAAAAUGACGUCGCUGGAUUUGCAACAUAAUGAAUUACUCGCCUUGCCCGAUUCCAUCGGAAGCCUAACGGCGUUGACAAGACUUGGUCUAAGGUAAAUAUAAUUUAGAAUUUCAUCUAAGUCUCGAUCGGAGAUUGCACAGAAAAAUAGGCAUGUCACUGAGCAACUUUUGCAUGGCAUCGUGGGCUCAGUCAAAAGAGGCCCGCCCCAAUAUAGAAUAGAGCUUGCUCGCGGGUUACGCACGUAAAACCGCACAAGUUGUUACAAGUCUGCAAACAAGUUGUUACAAAUCUGUUCACAAGCUGUCGACAAGUUGUCUUCGCACUGCUUGUUCCCAGUUGUUGUAACAAGUUUGGAACAAGCUGUUAACAACUUGUAACAAGCUUGAUGGCAUUAUCAGGUUGUUCUAACAAGUCUGAUACAGUCAUGAUAUAACAACGAUGUUACAAGGUUGACGACACAAUGUUGUAACAAUAUUGUUAUAUCAUGACUGUAUUGGACUUGUUGCUGAUUAUACCAACAAGGUUGUUACAAGUUGUUAACAGCUUGUUCCAACGUUGUUGACAACUUGGGACAAGCAGUACGAACACAAGUUGUUGGCACAAGAUUUUUACGCGUCAUAGAUGUCAAUUUGUGGCAGCAAUUUAAGAAGAGUGCUUCCAGUUUGACUCUAGCAAAUACUACAGGUUAGCGCCAGUGGCUUUUCCUGUAGAAAUUGGGAAUUCGGUUUUCUCUUUAACUUUCCGCUGAGACGUUUUAUCAUUUUACUUGUUGUAUAUACAGUUUAUAUGAUAGCAAAUGUUGUAUCUUUUUCUAGAUAUAACCAGCUUUCAACAAUCCCUCACACCUUGGCAAACUGCACGUCAUUGGAAGAGUUUAAUAUUGAAGGAAAUCACGUGACAGAAUUACCCGUAUGUAAUGUUCUAACAACAGGAACAGCAACAACAACAACAACAACAACAACAACAACAACAACAACAACAACAACAACAACAACAACAGAGAACGGAAAUAAUAACAACAAUAACAAACAACAACAGGAAAACAAUAAUAAACAGCAGCAACCGGCAGCAACAACGACAAUAGCAACGACGACAACAGCAACGACGACAGCAACAGCAGCGACAACAACGACAACAACAACAACAGCAGCAACAGCAGCGACAACAACAACAACAACAACAACAACAACAACAACAGCGGCAGCGACAACAGCAGCAGCGACAACAACAACAACAGCAGCAGCAACAGCGACAGCAACGACAACGACAAGAACAACGGCAACCACAACAGCAACGGCAACCACAACAGCGACCACAGCAACAACAGCAACAGCAACAACGCCAACAGCAACAGCAACAACGCCAACAGCAACAACGCCAACAGCAACAGCAACAACGCCAACAGCAACAGCAACAACGUCAACAGCAACACCGACAACAACAAACACCAACAACGACAGCAACGACAACAACAAUGACAACAGCAACACCAACAAUAGCAGCAACAACAGCAACAGCAGCAAAAACAACAACAACUGCAGCGGCAGCAACACUGACAACAAUGAAAACACCGACAACAACAGCGACAACGACAACAGCAACAAUAACCAGCGCGACAACGACAAAAACAACCGCAAUAACAAAAAUAACCGCAACAACAACAGCAAUUCAAACACCACAUUAAUAACAAGUAAGCAAGUAUUAUUAUGUAUCUCGAGUGUUUACACCAAUUCUAUGUUGUUUGUUUUUAUUCUCAGGGAAGUCUCCUGGCAAACUUCAAACAGUUAAAUUCAAUAACUUUAUCAAGAAAUAAAUUCGAGAACUUUCCUUCGGGACCUCCCAAACAACUGGAAACUGUCACGGUAGGAAGAAAAAUAACCCGUGUAUUUCUCUAGACUUUUAAAAACCAUAACUGCAUACCAUUAUUUAUUAUCUUAUUUUAUUGCAGUCGUUUAAUUUGGAUCAUAACUCAGUACAGAAGAUCCCAUUUGGUAUUCUGUGCCGUGCAAAAUAUCUGGUAAGCUUGAAGUGUGUUUUCAACCUCGUGCUAAAUAGCUUUAUAAAGCUCUGGAUAGCUCUAUCAGUUCUAAACUGUUCUCUCAGAGGUCCAAUAAGAGUCAUCUCUAAUUGAUCCAUGCAGUGUUACUAUGCAGUAGGAAACCUAAACUAGACUAACUUUAUUUAUACUGGAUAGCUCUGUCGAUUUUAAACUGUUUUCUGUAGAGGUCCAGUAAAGAUCUCUUAUUGAUCCAGUGUUACUACUGGAGGAAACCUAGACUAAAGUAACUUUAUUUAUAUACUGCAUAGCUUUAUCAGUCCUAAACGAUAGCUCUAUCAGUUCUAAACUGGUCUUCUUAGAGGUCCAGUAAGGAUCAUCUCUUAUUGAUCCUGUUUAAGGUACUAAAAAUACCGUUGAAAACCUGGGGAUGCUUUUUCUUUUUCCAAAUAGUUUACAAGGAUUGAAAAUGAAUUACAAGUUCUUUUUAUGGAUUUUGUGAAAGACUGAACUUUAUUUUUCUUUUUUCAUCUAGUGCAAAUUGAAUCUUAGUAACAACCAAAUUUUGGCAUUACCUGUUGGUAAGUACGAAAAAGCUCUUUAUCCAGUAUCAUUUUAUCAUUCCAUACAUGGGAUUGAAAUACUACUUGAGAGUCAUCGCUUAUCAGAGCCUGAAAAAAUCGCCGGUACAAAAAAGGUACACGCAUACCAAACAGCCUACAGAUAUAAUCUAAAUUAUUUAUUUGAAACCCUGAAUAUAGAUUUUGGUACGUGGACAACUUUGGUUGAACUCAAUCUCGGAACGAAUCAAGUUAGCAAGUUAAAUGGUGAGGGAUACAAAUAUAUUUUUAUUCAUUUUAGGUAUAGUAAUUUAUAGAAAUGAUAAUAAUAAUAAUAAUAAUAAUGAUUUAUUAGCGAUUCCAAAUUGAAUUGGCUCUUCUAUCACUAAAUUAGCUAAUCUAUAUUAACAAGUACUAUAUUUACAAUUAGUAGCUAUGAAGAGUUAAUACAUCUAUACAGUACAUUCACACAGUCACAGUACAUAUUUCACAAAACAGAUGUAACAAAACAUAGUCAUUUAUACCCCGGCCCGAGCCUCUCGUGGGCCAAGUCUGUGAGAUAGACUUUCACACUUGUUCUAAAAAUGUUGAAAUCUUUGCAAUUUCGCAAUCUGGCAGAGAGUUAAACAGCGAGUUGAUAUUGAUAAACGUGCAUGAUUCAAAGUAUAUACGAAGCCAAACUAACUUUGUUAAUAAGCUUUAAAAGUGUUUAUGCUGACUAUUUAAAACAUGAAUAUAGUGCAAACAUAAAUGUAGUGUAAACAUAAUUAUAGUGUUUUAUCAGAUAUAAAGAUACGAGGGGAAGCCGAGUACCUUUAGGCCUGAUAAAACACUCCCAGAGAAUGUUUUAUAAAUUGUUUCAAAAACGAAGUAAUUUUCAAAAAAUAUGUUGUGUAAGUCGAGAAAAUCAAAGUUAAUUAAAGUUUGUGUAAAUCAAGGGAAAUCUCUAUCACAUAUAAAGAUACGACACGCUUAUGAUUUUUCUUUGUGUUUUCCUCAUGAAUUAUUAAUGAUUUUUGAAGCUGACUAAAACCAUCCUUACCUUGCGAAAAGUUCCAGUCCCGCAAAAGGAUACAGCAUUCAUUAUUAUAGUACAGAAUAUAAUGUAUAAACCACUUUGGCAAAAUGCGGCUGUGAUGGGCAGACGUUAUUACAACAUCCUAAAAGCCAAAAAAGCGCACAUGCAUGCAGGCUAAAAGCAAUUAAUGAUUAAUUCCAUUAUUUUUUUCAGAUGAUAUUCAUUCGUUAGUGAAUCUUGAAGUUCUUAAUCUCAGCAAUAAUUUACUCAAGGUAUAUUUGUGAAUAGAUUAUUACAUUUAAUUUUGUGGAAUUUCUAUAUCAUGUGUAUAUAGAAAAUCGUUUUUUUCCGAUCCUAUACCAUUGCUAUCAUAUUCCAUUGGACACACUAGAAUGGUUGGCGAGACAGCGACAUUUUAAGCUUGUCAGGCUUUUCACUUUUUUUCCACCGUUGGGAAUUGCAUGUAAAGCUAUUGUCUGUGUUUUGAAAUUAUUCUCAUUUGGGAUUCAAAUUCAAGUCGCUUGAAUCAAGAUGGUGCAACGCAUUUGGGCAAAUGUUCGAAAAUUGGAAGAACAUUUAAAUCUUAAUGGACCUAUUCCCUAAUGAACAAAAUUUUGAUCUAGACAAGUCUAGACAAAAAUUUCACCACAGCUUGAAAUAGCAUCACAAAAUUAGUAAUAUUCCAAAGUUUCGUUGCGAAAUGUUGUAAAAUGCGGAUAAUAUAGCCCUGCGAAGUUUGCCGUUUUUCAGUCAUUUUGUAUUGCCACCGCUUUCUGAAAAAAGGUAUCAAUUUCCCGUGCGUAAUACAAAAUGACUGAAAAACGGCAAACUUCGCAGGGCUAUAUUAUCCGCAUUUUACAACAUUUCGCAACGACACUUCGGAAUAUUACUAAUUUUGUGAUGAUCUUUCAAGCUGUGGUGAAACUUUUGUCUAGAUCAAAAUUUUGUUCAUUAGGGAAUAGGUCCAUUAAAUUUCGAAAACUGCGAUUUCAACCGACCACUCGAUCUAAAGUUUAGGUUCGUAUUUGGUUAUUUUCUAUCGUAAUCAUUCCAUAAAGGUGCAGUCAUUCAACCGCUAAAAGCCUAAUCUUUAUAAAUACGAUCAAGGGCCGUUGAUGCCGGCUCACGGAUGAGAUGAAAUGAAAGGGACAGAAAGAAUUGAGCAGUUUGCAGUUGUUUUUGCAAACAGGCACCGUGCGAAUUUGGACAUUUGUCCAUAGGCAGCCCAAAAAUGCGUGUUGAAAUUUUCACCCUCGCGCGUGGCGCUCGGGCAUGCAUCGAGUCUACUCAGUUAUUAUUAUGACAAGGUUGGCAAGACUUUUAACGGAAAUUUAUUACAACGUUUACUAGAGUAUGAAUAUUUCGCAGUUUCUAGAGUAUGAAUAUAUGGGUCAAAAACAGAAGACCUUUAAAUGCAAUAAUUAACACACGAUAUUUGAUAAUCUGUCCAAGUUGAAUUACCUUUUUGGCCAGAUUCGAUAAAUUUCUAUUAAUGUUUUUCUGCAUUUUAGAAACUUCCUAGGGGUAUCGGAGCCCUAAAGAAACUCAAGACACUUGAUGUUGAAGAAAAUCAGCUGGAUUGUUUACCGUCAGAAAUAGAGUAUUUAAGAAGCUUAGAAAUUUUAAACGCUCAGUCAAAUCGUCUACAAAACUUACCAAGAUCGAUAGGGUAUGUAUACUCAUAAAUAUCGAGAUUGUUUACAUCACUUAGUCUGAAAUGGAUCUUAAUAGUAGCAACGAAAGUGCGAAGGUUAAUCCACUAACUUUUACACCCGUUUUCAAAAAUACGCGACCUCCCAGAAAAAUACUCUUACUUCAAAUGUCAGUUUUAUGUCACAAAAACUGCUAAAAAUAGCAAACGUAAACAAACUGUCAAAAGACAUUUUAAACCGUAUUUAAUACCAAAACUGAACAAAAAUGAGUUAGAUAACUUAGAUAUGCAAACUAAAGCACAACACAAACCAUCACAACAGAAAUAUGUGCCGUGAAUAACUUUUAAAGUUUGAAAAAUAACAAUUUAUCCCGGAAUCUAGCCGUCAGUGUAAAACACGCGCGCUAGACUAUAACGGUGAUGUUAUUAUGUCUUAUGAUUUUGUAUGUGCUUAAAUUUUACAAUAAUUCUCACUAAAAUAUCUUGAAAAUCAUUGUAAGCCUGUUCAUAUAAAGUAUACAAAGCAUAUACAUCGACAAGGAACCGCAAAACUCAAAGUUUAAACUUCGUGAACAAAUAACAUAAAACUGACAUGUCAACUCUAGCAUUUUCGUCCUUGGUCGCGUAAUUUUGAAAACGGGUGUAAUAGUGGUAAAUUCAAAUGGCUUACAGCGGUUUCAAUUUAUUUGAAUGAUUUGUGUCAGAAAUUCUAAAUAUCAAGGGAAAAUGGUCCGUUCCUCACGGGGGCUACAAGCAGCUUAAGACGAGCGAUAUUGCUAUAACGUUGGUACGAGAACCAAAGUGUUCUGUUAGAAGGCGGUAGGUUAAAAGAAUAUAAAGAGUUUCUACAAAGAAUAGCAGCCAUAGAUCCGAAUAGUGAAUGCAAUUUGGGCGUAGACGAUUUGGAUUCAACGCCUCCGCAAAAUGCUUCGCUAAAGAAUAUUAAUGACUUCAUGGUACAUUCGAACUUAGCGGGAGUUGAAGUGUUGGAUUUGGAGGACUCUUAAUUGCGCUAUCAGCCUAUCUGACAACAAUAUAACAAAUGGAAGUUUUCAGGGCUGCGAAGAAAGCGUUUCAUGCGUCGAAGAGAGUGUGCUUCACACUGUCGUUAAACGUUUGGAGACCAAAGUAAGCUUAGUUGCAGUACACUUUAAGUUCUUUAAGUUCAAAAGGAUGUGUGUUGUUGAGGUCUACAAGUAAGUUUUUACAAGUCUGUUCACAAGCUGUCGACAAGUUGUGUUUGCACUGCUUUCCCAUUUGUUGUAACAAGUUUGGAACAAGCUGUUAACAACUUGCAACAAACUUGAUGGCAUUAUCGGACUUGUUAUACAAGGUUGUUCUAACAAAUCUGAUACAGUCAUGAUAUAACAAGAAUGUUACAAGGUGACGGCACAAGGUUGUAACAAUAUUGUUAUGCCAUGACUGUAUCAGACUUGUUGGAACAACCUUGUAACAACUCUAUUAACAAGGGUGUUACAAAUUUUUAACAGCUUGUUCCAAACUUGUUGACAACUUGGGACAAGCAGUGCGAACACAACUUGUUGACGGCUUGUUGGCAGACUUUCUACAAGAUGUGAGAUUUUUGCGCGUGUAGUUGAAUACAGGGGGGUGCGUUCGAAGCCCUAACUUUCCAUCGGAGUCCGACUCCGAAGGACGAGUGCAAUUUGAAGUCUUUGAAAAACUCACGAGUGUGUGUUUUUUCAAAUUGCACGAGAAACCAUACUAUUACUUGUUAAGAGGCAAUUUUUUUCAAUGUCACGUAUUUACAAUGAAAAGUGUUCAAAACCUAAAAUCUUUUUGGCGUUCCUCUCAGAAUCACUUUGUUUUUGCUUUAUUCUCUAGUUUAUACAGUUAGCUACCUUUUUAAAUGCAUCUGCCGGUUGAGAAACAUAAAAUAAUAGUUAAGAAUUGUCAAUUAAAAUACAAUUAUCAAUGAUGCUUUAAAAUUGACGCCAUUUUUAAGCCAUAUAAGCAAAACUUACUGAACUUCAGACAUUAUUUUCUCUUUGGCGUAUCAUCUAAAAUCUCUUCAUUUUAGCAUUAUUUUACAGAUAAAGCACUAAUCAUACUUUUUAAGUUUGUUUGCCGAUUGAGAAACGUAUCGAAAAAUAAAAAUUUUGAAUUUAGUCAUAACCUCAAGUGGUAUAUUAUACGUAUUAGUUUUGAGCGCGUGUUACGUAACAUACAAAAAAAUCUCCUAAUAAUAUGCAUGAAAAGUUUACACGCUUCGAUACCACCUGUGGACUCACCUACGCCUUCCAAGCAUUAUUUUCAUUGCUUGUUACCAAUCCUUUUCAGUUUAUGUGCUCCUUCUACUUAAAUUGUUAUAUUCACGUACGAUUUUCCAUUGAAAGUGCGCAAAAAGUCGUCAAAAAAGUGAAAAUUUACAUUGCUACUAUCUGUCGCCAUGUUGGUUUUUCCUGUCUCGCUUCCAGGCUCUGCUCUUGUUUUGUUAAUAGCAUACACUGCAGUAAUAUUUCAAAAAUAAUUGCCCUGCUCUUAUAGCCAAUCAGAAUUGAGUAAUUUUUUCAUCUAUAUUAAGAUAAUGAUAUAAUUGCUUCUACACAUAUAGGUAUCUUAACAACCUGACAAAGCUCAGCGUGGGAGAAAACGACAUUACUUAUUUACCCGAAGAAAUAGGUAAGAUGCUUGAUAAAUAUAAAUGACAGUGUUGUAAAAGUGAGUUAGUUUUUGGGACUAGGAACACAAAUUUCUAGUGAUUGGCAGGAGUAAAUAAUUAAUGAAGUCACACCAACAUUAAGGUGAUUCGUCAAUUUUGCAUCGUGCACUUUUACUGCGCAUAGUCUAAAAAACAAAUUCUAGCUAACAUAUGUAGUCAACUGUAAAGUGAUAAAGAAAGAGUAAGGGCAAAGAGAAAAACACUCUGCAUUGAUUAGGCGUGCUUCAGGAACUAUACCUUCAAAAAUGACAGAAAGAACUCUAGCUAGGGCUCCCAGUGUAAUUAACACGAAACCACAUGAUGUUGUAUGUUUAACUCUUCUAUACUUUUGUUCUUCUAUACGUUUUACAUGCCAUAUCAGAAGAUAAAAGAAAAAUCAUCUCUACAAUUUAUAAUAUUUUACAUUUUUUGCGCAUGCUUCCCAAAAUAACAUGUCUGAGAAGAUGGGAAAAUACAUCUUUGCACCACGACAAUGCACGUCAAUGGUUUCUGAUUCGCUAAAAUACCAUGUUUUCUUGUAUAUAAUCAGCAGAUAGACAUUUUUAGUAGGAUCCUAAUUGUUAAAAAAAUUUAAUAACGGUUGAGCAAUUUGGAUUGUUCCUGUAACUCGUAAAAGGGUCAAGAUGCUAUUAUAGCUAAAAUUAGCUUGCAGUAAUGUUUAUUUCCCAAACCGGUUUGACAUAUUGUUACAAAUGGCCAAUCACAUGCGAGAUUCAAAUUCUGAACCUAAUCAAGUGUGAAAGUGGGAUUUGCAAUCGAUGUGACCAGAGGCUCUCCGUUCUCGUCUCUUGUUUCUUUCGCCUCGCAAAGAGCCUCUGGAACCAGGGUAUGAGCUCACGAGAAAAUACUCAGAAUGCUCUAGUUAGCUAAAUAUCAUGGUUACAUAUGUAAAAAUGUCGAGGUUGUUAUACAGCCGUAUUUUCAAGUGUACUAUACAUUAACAAGCAAAUUUACUGUACUGUGCUACAGCAACUGUCCAGUCAUGUAUACGUGAUAAAAAUCCAAUAAAAACUUUAUAAACAAAAGAUAAUGUAAAACCGUGGAUAAUAAAAUAAAUGGAUAGGACUCUCGCUGACGUAAGCAAAAACAACCUAGUUGCAAUCUGUGACGUCACGCGUAUUGCAAAGUUCUCUGCAUUUUUGUUGUUUUGCUAUAUUUUCCGCCUUAAAAGAGCAAUAUUGAAGCAUAAACCGGUCUCAUUGUUUUAAAAACAUGCCUAAGCCACGACAAAGUAUUCAAGGUAAAUGUUUUUCGUCUUUGUUUUGUAUUUUUUUACAUUUGUAGCUACGAAAUUGGCGUCCCCAAUUUUAACGAAAUUUGGGAUGCCUUUUUCACUGUUUAGUGCUUGAAAUAUUUGCUAAAAUUGACUGGGAAUACUUAGAGAUUUCAUCGUAUAGAAUGGCGUAGUUACAUUCAUUUGCUCUUUGACUAUUAUUGCUAAACAUGCCGUUUUUGAGAAUUUGGUUUGCAACUAGGUUUCAACAUCCAAUCACGCCAUCAGCCCAUUGAAAACAUUAGAUCACGUCAGCUAGUUUCCUAUCCAUUUAUUUUAUUAUCCAUGGUAAAACGUAACAGAACGGCGAACAUGCAGAUUUGGACAUCUCUAAUGAUGGUAAUGUAGGGAUAGUAGCGUUGCAGACUGCAGAGGAGAGUGGGCAGUAAGGCUCCCUCGUGCACCACCCCAUGGAAAACCUGCACCCCUCCUUGCAGAUAAGGCUAGAUCUGCCCCUGGUUUUGAGAUGACCAGAACCUUUCGGAGAAUUGUGUAGAAAUCACAGUUUUUAAAUGUUCGCUUUCUUUCCUUUUCAGGAACAUUAGAAAGUUUAGAACAACUAUAUUUAAACGACAACGAAAACCUACAUUAUUUACCAUACGAGUUGGCUUUGUGUGCCUCGCUACAAAUUAUGAGUAUUGAAAAUUGUCCACUUAGUCGAUAUCCACCGGAAAUUGUCGUCGGAGGCCCGUCCAUGGUGAUACAGGUAUGUUAAUACAGGAUUUUUUGGGAUAGGUCGUACUGAGUUUCACAACCGAUAAUGGUAAUUCAUAAUAUGUUGAUGAGAAAUUGUAUUGUUGAUGUGGCGAGCCAGCCCAAGUACCCAAGCUGGCCCGAUUUAGGCGAGAUCCCGCCUUUGUUAUUGUUUCCUACUAAAUUUCAUUUGGCGUUUAUAUGGGAACCGAGCUGGCCCACCUAAGCAAGAUCCCGACUCGACUGACCGAGAUCUCGCGGGCUGGGAAUCUCGAGCUGGAGUGUUAUUGCUCUGUUCACGCAAAAUAAUAUAUUGAGCUGUAAAUAAGAUUUCUUCAACCGAUUUCGAUCGUAAAAUGUCUCUCUGUGCACGAUUCCGCCAUGGGUAAUAUUCGUGGAAGUUGCUAGCGAACGUGCGAAUUUCAGGUUCGCGAAAAAAUAUAUUAUUGUUAUACUCUUUAGCGGUGAGACCAGUGGUUUGUUUUGGCGAGUCAGCCCACCACCUCAAAAGUCUCGUGUAAAUUUUUAGAUUUUUAAUAUAUUUCUCAAGCGGCUAACGAACUUAAAAAGUAUGUUUAGUGAAACAUUAUGCUAAAAUGAAGAGAUUUAAAUGGACGCCAAAGAGAAAAUGAUAUCUCAAGUUCAAUAAGUUUUGCUUAUAUUCUUGUAUAAAUGUGGCGUCAAUUUUACAGCAUCAAUGAUAAUUGUAUUUAAAUUGACCAUAUUUAGCUAUUGUGUUUCUCAACCGCCAGAUUCAUUUAAACUGUGUAAACUACAAAAUAAAGCUAAAACAAAGUACGACUUUAAGUAACACUUCUUGGGUCGCGAUGAGCUUUCACGUUGCUUGAAAGACGUCAUAAAUUAAUGCUUAGUUUAACGUCGUGUUGAGAAAGACAAAGCCGUUGAGAAUACUCCUACAUGGGACCACAAAUUAUUCGCAGUUUUUGUCUUGCAUGAGAAAUUUCUUUGUUUCAAAAGCGCGUCGUUGAGGGGCCGCAUCGUAGAUCUUAAAAUUAAUUAAAUUAAACCCUCUAUUGCCUUAGGUCCUGUCUUGUACCUAAACCCUGCUUGUCCAGGGCUCCAAAAUCGAAAUAGCGGGCUGCCAAUGGCCAAACGGGUCAUAUUUUAGAUAAAUAAAAAAAAUGGCAGGUGAAAUUCUAUAUAGAUAUAUUUCAUUUAAUUUGCUUACCACAACUCAUAUAUACUAGAUCAUUUAGUUGACUAAAUAUAUGUUUAUAUUCGAAAUGUAAAUCCAAGUUACUGUAGUAAAAUAGACAAGUUUAAAAAUAAUAAAAAUGCAUAUCAUGAAAGCAUUGAUUUUUACAAUAUGACUCAUAUGAGACGUCGCCAUUUUGGCAGUUCAAUGAACAAAAAUGGCAGGCUAAAAUUUAUUUCACAUGCCAAAAUAUUUUAGAGUGGCAGGCCAUAUUUUUUCUUUACUUCGAGCCCUGUGCUUGUCCUAUACUACUAAUACAAUUAUUUUGUGUUCCAGUACCUUCGUUUCCAGGGCCCGUACCGCGUGAUGCAAAAUGAUCCCAACCAGGUGCCUGUAUCAGACCUGUAGUCUUGGGGGACCUCUGUGGCCGUGCGUGACACAGGGACUGGGCCUAGAAAAUAUUUCGUGUGAAAAAAUUUUAAUAGUUUUAAGAAUUUUAUCCUAAGGGAUGACCGCCGGGGUGUAUAUUUUACUUAGAGUGGAGUUUACUUAAUUAAGGAUGGUUCCAGCUAUAUAUACUAAAUUUUGAUCCGGACAAGACGGACGAAAUCUAUCAUUAUGGCUGAAAAGAACAUCCUUAAAUUAGUAAAAUUGCUAAAUUUGGUGGCAAAAUGUUGUAAAAUACGGAAAAUAUAGCCUUGUGAAAUUAGCAAAAUUUGAGUAUUUUAGUAUUACGCGCGGGAAAAUGCGCCACCUUUGACGCGCGGGAAAAUGCACGACUUUUGAGGCGAAAGUGGUGGCUUUUUUCCGCGCGAAAUACUAAAAUACUCAAAAUUUGCUGAUUUUACAGGGCUUAUAUUUUUCGUAUUUUACAACAUUUCGCAACCAAACUUUGCAAUUUACUAAUUUUAGGAUGCUCUUUUGAGCUAUAAUGAAAGAUUUCGCCUUUCUUGUCCAGAUCAAAAAAUUAGUCGAUAGCUGAAAUCAUAAAUGACCAUUGGAACAGUGCAGCACUGCACACGUAAAAACGCACAAGUUGUUAACAAGGUUGCAGCAAGGUUGUUUAAAAUUGCAACAAGGUUGUUGUGAAGCCGAUAUCAGGAUGUGUUCGCACUGCUUGUUCCCAGUUGUUGUGACAAGUCUGGAACGAGUUGUUAUCACCUUGUUACAAGGGUGGGUAGUAGCGAAGUAGUAGUAGUUCGCUACUGUAGCGAACUACAAUUUUCAAGUAGCCAGUAGUUUUUGACUACUUUUUUAAAACAGUAGCUGUAGUUAUAGCGAACUACAUUUUGCCUAAAAGUAGCCAAAUACACCCUUUUCAUAAAUGGCUGCCGAUUAAAAAUUCUUUUAUGUGCAUAUAAAUUGGCCCAACUAGCCUCGUUUCUGGGUAGAAAUUCCUUUGAAAUCUUAACAUGAGUACGAGGCUAGUUGGGCCAAUUUAUAUGCACAUAAAAGAAUUUUUAAUCGGCAGCCAUUUAUGAAAAGGGUGUAUAGUUGACUACUUUUCAAACAGCAAAUCGCUAUUCGCUACUUUUUAAAAUUGUUAGCAACCGUUCAUAGAAUAGAAUGAUAUUAAGACACGAUUUGCUUAAAAGAUUAUUUUAUACAGUAAAGAUUGUUUUAGCGCAAUGAAAAUUGGCACUCCUGAACACUGUAUAGUGCUUACAAAAAUGUUGCUUUGACCCUUUUUGUUUACUGUUGCUACUCGUAAGUCGAUUUGUUAUAGGUUAUAUUACAGCCUGAGUUAGUGGAUGCUCCAAAUACCGUAAAACUAAAAAAUAUAGAGUAGCGAAAUAGCGAAAUAGUUCGCUACAUUUUUUAAGCAGUAGCUGUAGUCAGUAGCGAACUACCUUUGUUCAAAAGUAGCAGUAGUUGUAGCUGACUACAUAUUUUUGAAGUAGCUGUAGUUAUAGCGAACUACAAAAAUUUUGUAGUCAACCCACCCUUGCCUUGUUACAAGGUUGAUGACGGUAACAGACUUGAUAUAAGUUGUUCCAUAGCCUAUCGAAGAGAAGAUGGCUGUGAAAGUCAUUAGAAUAACAAUAUAACUCAUUAUCUAUGUUGGUCAACGUUACUCAUAAAUCUGGUCCUUCACCGUCACGUGUGUAUUGUAUUCUUACCCAACUAACCAAUAGCAAUGUCUUAGGAAAGUUACCUAUCCGUGACUCGAACAAUAGGGAAACUGGAAAUUGCUAUUGGUAGAUUUGGUAAAAAUACAAUACACACGUGACGGUGAAACGACCAGAUUUAUGAAAAAACGUUGACUAACAUAGAUAAUGAGUUACAUUGUUAUUCUAAUUAGUUUCACAGCCAUCUUCCCUUCGAUAGGCUAUGGUUGUACCAGAGAGACUAAUACAGGCUGUUCGUAACAAGUUGCUACGAGCUUGUUGUCAUCAACUUGUUAACAACUUGUUACGUGCAGACGAUAUCAGACUUGUUGGAACAACUUGUUGCGAGUCUGUUAGCCUUAUCAACCUCGUGACAAGAUGAUAACAACUUGUUCCAGACUUGUCAGCAACUGGGAACAAGCAGUGCGAACGCGUCUUUGUUGGCAAAUGAGAUUUUUACGCGUGUAGGUGCUCAACUGUGAAUGGAAAGACAAUUAUCGUGGUAGCUAAGUUGACACUCCGUUACUCUAUGUAAUGGCCUUCAACGAAUUAAAUUCGAAAACAGCAAUUAGCCGUUGUCACAUUAAAAGACGGACAAGUCGUUUUUGUUUAGACGAACAAAUCGUCUUAAAAUCGUCUCUUAGUCGGACAAAUCAUCACAUGUGAAAACGUGUCGGACAAAAUUUUAGACGAACAACUAGUCAUCUGAAGUUGUUCGACUACUUAAUUGUCCGUCUGUGAUUACGAUUAAAAGAGGGACCACUUGUCCGUCUCUAAUAAGGCAAUUUCUAAAGGUUCACUUUUUAGACACUAUGUAAUGCGCUUGUUUAAUAACGUUGGUAUCCAAUACUAGAUUCCCAUUAUUACGUUUUCGCAGCGCUUUGCAUUGUGGUUAUAGUGGUAUCACUGAUAUUCAAGAUGGCUUAGUUAUUUUUUGUCCUGACCCGUGCAAGAACUUUUAAAAAAAGCUAGGGUCAGGUGCGCGAUAGCCAACAGCAAAAUAUUCGCGAAAACGUUCAAUAUUUUCAUUCGAGGCCGCUAUCUUUAUCAGUGAUACCACUAUAACCACAAUGCAAAGCGCCACGAAAACGUAAUAAGGGGAAUCAUCAAUGUUACAACCUCAUAUACCCAGAGCCUUUGCGCAGAAGCCCUGGGUACGAGGUUGAUCCAGUAUUAAUGGUUCAGAGUGUCCACUGCGCGUCCAAACGACGCGUUAUGCGUCAAGAUAGAUUGAUGUGUUGAACUAUAACAUUUAGAAAGUCAGGGUUUAUAAUCCAAGUGAGUAUAUAUACAUUUUAAGACCUGACCAGGAACGACUGCGAAAAAUGUAGCACAAGGUAAGGUCCUCUGGUAGAGGACCUUGUGCUGCAUUUUUCGCAGUCGUUCUUGGUCAGGUCUUAAAAUGUAUAUGUACUCACUUGGAUUACAAACCCUGACAUUCUAAUAUUAAUUCACCAAGUGAAGUGCAAGAAACAUUCAUGUAGCUGCAGAUGAAUUCGAAUAUGAAUAUCAAAAUAUUCAACUCUUCAAUUGUCAUUUGAAUUUGCAAAAAAGUUGCUUAAAAGAUUAAAAGAAAUUGGUUUUCGUACGAUUGACUCGCUUAAAAUUAGAAAAUAUAAUCCCUGAUCAAGUGUACCUUUCUUUAUUUUCGCAAGAAAAUUUUCUUUAUAUAUAUUUGAGAGAAGAAAGGACAAAAUAUGCUAGGACAAACAUUUAUUGACAGUUCUAUUGUGGCCAUAAGUAAAACACAAAUAAUGAUUGAACAUUUCAAUACUUUGACAUGCAUAUAUUUAAUGCUUCCAUGUUACGAUUCAACCGCGAUUUACUCCGACGCACAACACGUCAAUUUUGACGCGCAGUCCAGAUCUCUCAAUUGGCUUUCGAAAACUCACAUGGCUAAUUAUACUGUGCUAUCGUUUUUGUUUACGAAAGCGUAGAAUUGGAAAAAGGGGUAGUCCACAAGCAUUUUGUCUAGUCUUGCAGUUGUUUAAAUAUUUUUAAAUGUAGCACGCAGAAUAUUGUAUAAUUCUUGGGAAAAUAUGAUGUAUUCUGCAUGAAGAAGAUUUUACAUGUAUAUAGAAAUAAAUAGCAAUUUGAACAUUAAAAAUGAAAAUCUCCAAACUAAAGAAUUCGUACUCUAACGUAUUCGACCAAGUUCCCUUGUCGAAGCCAUCAUGAUAACAAACAAUAGCGGUCUAAGUCCACUAUAGGCCAGGGUUUUUUUUAAAGAAUUCGUCAGGGGGGGUGGCACAAUUUACAGAAAGGGACCAUACUGUACUGAAUAUGGAGAGAUGACAGAUGGUUGUUGGUGAAAAAAAG
Paramuricea clavata is the source of this 31879-nucleotide messenger RNA. NCBI's taxonomy places the organism in Eukaryota, Metazoa, Cnidaria, Anthozoa, Malacalcyonacea, Plexauridae. The record is from the annotation of a GenBank genome assembly.